GAUGGUGCGCUGUGCCCCUGCACGCGGUGUGCACUAGUUAGUGUAAAGCUGUUAGUUCGAGCGGAGGUCAAUAUCGGCCUCAGUGGUCUGUUUAUGUCGCGUUUUUAAGUUAUCGAUGGAAUAUUUUUCAUCUUGAAGAUCUGUAUUAACUCAGGUAAGUAAAGCUGGUGUAAGGAAGAUGCCUCUGCUGGGAAAAAUCGUGGUGAUCAAGAGAAACGGUACAGAUGGAACCGAAUUUCCACUCACAGCAUCCUGUCUUUUCGGGAGGAAGCUUGAGUGCGAUAUCCGGAUCCAGCUGCCACAGGUGUCGAAGGAACACUGCAGAAUCGAGUUUAAUGAAAACAAAGAGCUUAUUUUGACCAACCUAAGCUCAGUGAAUCCAACCCGCAUCAAUGGUGAGGUUCUGCAGCAGUCUGAGCGUCUGAAGCAUGGAGAUCUAAUCACAAUUAUUGAUCGUUCUUUUAGGUUUGAGUAUCCACCUGCGCCGACUCCAAAGAAGAAGCGUUUAUCGACACCUGGUAAAGGAGAAACUGUCAAGGUUUUGCAAGACCAGCAGGUGAAGAGCACACCUGGGACCACAGAGAAGAAGUCUGAGCACACCACAGAUAUCUGUUUGAAAGAUGGCUCCAACCUGCUUGUCUGUAUGGACCAGAGCAUUGGAGAUCAGCAGAGCAAAGCGAGCAUGGACAGCAGCUCGUCUCCCUUCUCUGAUCUUUACAACAUGGUCAAGCGAGAUCUGGCCACCAAACCUGUGUGGAAAUCUUCUAGCCUGUCAAAUACCCCUCUCUCAAGACCUUCAGUGGACAGACAGGAGAUUGAAGAGGUUUCAAGUGAGAACAUUAAGCCGAUGACUCCAAAGUCGGUCAAGAAAAAAAGAAGAUCCUCAACCGUCAAGUCAUUAGAGGGUGUUCAGACAGAGAACCUGUCUGCAGAGGAGAAAACAGCCACACCUGUGGUUCAGGUAAUGCAGAUGAGGCACUCGGAGGGCAUCAGCAUGCCUGUAUCUCAGAAGAAAACUCCUCAGACAACACCACAAAAGUUCACCACCGAUCAAGUGGCCCAGCAAAUAGCCUCCAAGAGUCCGAGUACCAAGUCGCCGAAAGCCAGGAGGAGCAGCACUUCCCAAACCCCAGAGAAGCAAACCAUUUCCCAGAAUCCCUCAGAAUUAGAAGAGUCUGGAGAGGUCAAAGUGAAUCAGGCCACUAGAACGUCCCCGAGAGCAAAUGCGGGAAAGAGGUUCCAAGUCCAGGAUGUGUUGGAGGCUGUAGUCACACCCACUUCUGAUGGUGCAGCAGGUAAUAGGCAGGCCUCCAGCAAGAAGCACAAACGUGAUGACCUACCACUUCCUGUACCCAAGAGAAAACGUGUGUCCUUUGGUGGACAGCUAAGCCCUGAACUCUUUGACAAAGGAUUACCACCUAAUUCCCCCUUACGCCGAGGAGCGACCCCUGGGAGACGUAGCCUGGGGUUCACUCAGAAAUCUCACUCGCUUCUGAGACGAGCCUCUACCAUUGGCCUGAUGGGUUAUAAGCUUGAAGAGGAUAUUGCAGAGAGCCCUGCUAAGAAUCGUUCACCUAAACGGGCUCCUUCCCCUGCCAAGGGCCUGAAGACGCCUUCCCCUGCCAAGGGCCUGAAGACGCCUUCCCCUGCCAAGGGCCUGAAGACGCCUUCCCCUGCCAAGGGCCUGAAGACGCCUUCCCCUGCCAAGGGCCUGAAGACGCCUUCCCCUGCCAAGGGCCUGAAGACGCCUUCCCCUGCCAAGGGCCUGAAGACGCCUUCCCCUGCCAAGGGCCUGAAGACGCCUUCCCCUGCCAAGGGCCUGAAGACGCCUUCCCCUGCCAAGGGCCUGAAGACGCCUUCCCCUGCCAAGGGCCUGAAGACGCCUUCCCCUGCCAAGAAGUCUCCAAGCCCAAAGGCUAAAACCCUGUCUCCUAAAUAUUCCAAGACCCCUUUACCAAACUCACCAACCCCAAAAUCCUCCCGGAGGCAAUCAAAUGCUUCUGUGAAGUCUCCCUCUCCAAGUGAAGAGUUGCUUCUCAAGACACCUACAACGCAUGGCCGAUUUUCGGUUUCCCGAAUCAGCACCCCGUCACCUGACUCUGUUCACAAGAAAGAAACAAAGGAAGAAUCUGUACCAGUAGUAGAAGACCCUUGGAAACGUGUUACUCCGAGAGCCACGCUGAGAAGCAGCAUGAAGGCAUCGGCUCGGAAGACCCCAAAGAGUGUUCUGAAGAGCGCGCUUGAUGUUGUGCGCUCACGACGCAGUGGAGCAUCACGUGCUAACUUGAAGGUUGUGAGUUCCUGGGCUGACAUUGUGAAAUUUGGACAAGCUAAGCCUCAAAUGGAUUUUGGUGUUAAGAAAACAGCAAACAAGAAGACAGCAGUCAAGCAAACUAAAGUGACCAAGCCCAAGACACCUGCACGCAGACUAAUAGAUCACACAAGUACUGGACAUGCGGAUUCUCCAGCCAGUAUAGUUGUAGGCAAGGCCUACUUAAGAUCUACCAAGCUCAUGGGUGCUGCUCCUAAAGUAGUAUGCAAUGUUGCCCUGUUUAAAAAGGAUUUGAAAAUGGAUGAAGAUCUUACUGGGGUAUCGGAUAUCUUUAAAACUCCGGCUAACAGCAGACGGAAGAGCGCUUUUACAAAGACUAAUGUGUGUCCAGCAACACCACUUGUUGGUGAAAUGACUGAAAUCUCAGUAAUGAAUACUCCCGAGGAAUCUGGUGAAAUGGUGGUGUCUCCUAUGAAUGUUGCGUCUACUGCCAAACUGGGUCGCUACAACAGUGAAGCUGUGAGCAGACUUCUCCAGGAUGACCAGGAUGGAAGUUUAAUUGAAGAAAUGGAUGACUCAGUUGGCCUUAGUCCAUCUGGAGUAUCCACAGUAUUAGAUAUGCCUAGUAAAAAUCAGACCAAGAGCAAGAAGGCUGUACCAGUCGGAACACCACAACAGAAACCGACUCCGCAAGAAUGCCUUACAGGUGUCAAGAGACUCAUGAGAACACCUAAGCAAAAAGCUGAACCUAUAGAAGACCUAAGAGGCAAGUUGCUUAAGACGCCCAAAGAGCCAAAACCACUCCAGGAAGUGAGUUUUGAAGGUGUUAAAGAACUCCUUCAGACGCCUGAGCAAAAUGGAACUCCUUUAGCAGAAGAAUUGUCUGGAUUAAAGAGAGUGAAGACUCCAAAAGUUACCAUAAACAGCCCUGUGGUGUGUUCUGUGGCCUUGAAGAGACUUACCAAAACCUUCAUGGAUAAGACUGAGCAAGAGGAAGACCUUACUGGAGUAAAGCAACUGAUGAAGACACCCAAGCAGAAAGAGGAUCUGGUUGAGGAAGACCUGACCGGCAUUCAAGAGAUGAUGAAAACUCCCAAGCAGAAGAACCAGCUGAUUGAACAGAAGAAACAGCCAAUCAAAGAAGAUCUGACAGACAUUCAGCAGAUGAUGAAAACCCCCAAGCUGAAGAACAAGCCAGUUGAGGAAGACCUGACCGGUGUUAAGCAGAUGAUGAAAACCCCCAAGCUGAAGAAUAAGCCAGUUGAGGAAGACUUGACCGGCGUUAAGCAGAUGAUGAAAACCCCCAAAUUAAAGAAACAGCAAGUUGAGGAAGACCUGACCGGCAUUCAAGAGAUGAUGAAAACUCCCAUUCAGAAGAACCAGCUGAUUGAACAGAAGAAACAGCCAAUCAAAGAAGAUAUUACAGACAUUCAGCAGAUGAUGAAAACCCCCAAGCUGAAAAACAAGCCAGUUGAGGAAGACUUGACCGGCAUUAAACAGAUGAUGAAAACCCCCAAGCUGAAGAACAAGCCAGUUGAGGAAGACUUGACUGGCAUUAAACAGAUGAUGAAAACCCCCAAAUUAAAGAAACAGCCAGUUGAGGAAGACCUGACUGGCAUUCAAGAGAUGAUGAAAACUCCAAAGAAUCUGGUUGGGGGGAAGAGCAUGUUUCAGACCCCCAAGAAGAAAGGUGAGCCAGUUGAAAAUGACUUUGGAAUUGAUAAUUUGAUGAAGACCCCCACACAAAAAAAUGGAGUGAUCGAGGAGUCCGUCAUUGUUGAAGAGCUUGAAAACUGCAGUUCUGGUGCUUUGCUUGUUGAAGAUGCCUGUAUGGAAUCUAAAGAGAAGGCAAAUAUCUGCCUAGAUGGAGAUGUGAAGAAUGAUACAGAAGAAGCUGAAACUUCUUGCCAGGAAGUGAAGGAGGGGCAAACAAACGUAUCCACUUCUGCUAAAAAAACUAGGUGUGGCGCUAGAGUAAGAAUGGCACAGAAAUCCCAGAAAAUUCGGGAACAUCAGGUGGAUUCAGAUUCUCUGCCUGCUGUAGCUGCUGGAGUUCAAGAUGAAACCACUGCAGAUUCUGCAAAGUCUGUUUCUACUUUGCGAGGAAGGAGGGGCAAGUCAGCCAUUGAAGUCUUUGAGAAUAUUCUUGUACAAAGUCCUGCUGGAAAGUCUAACAAAGGAAGAACCACAGAGGAGCAAGUUGAGGCUCCAGUAUCAUCUCAUACCUCUGCAGGUGAUGAACAGGUAGCACUUAAACCCAGGAGAGGACGGAAAGUUGCACAAGAUGUUGAGGAUUUGCAGGUAGAUCCUGUUAUCUCCAUGAAGUCACCGGCUCCUGUUAGGGGGAAGAGAGGAAGGAAAGGAAAACAUGUAUCGGAGAAUACACAAGAACCAGAACCUUUAGUCGAAGCUUCAGUUGAGGAGGUUGGGGUGGCAUCAAAGAGUGCUGAACUUCAGCCAUCAGCAGAGACUGAGGUACCAGUUAAGACCAUCACCAGAGCAAGAAGAGGCAGGAAGGAACCCACAGUGGCUGCAGAAGAAGAAACCUCAGACACUAUGAGUGCAGAUGCUGUAGUGGUUGAAUCUGCAGCAGAAAAUACCAGGAGAGGCAGGUCAACAAAGAAGGAAUUGCUGAAGACCUCACAAGUUAUGGAAUCUCUGGAAACCACCCCGAUUGUUGUCGAGUCAGAUUAUGUUGAUUCUAAAUUACCAAAGAGUACCGAAGCUCAGUUAGCAGCAGAAACUAAAGGUCCUGUUAAAGCUAAUUCAAAACCGAGGAGAGGCAGGCCAAAGAAGGAAAUUCCAGUAACAGCACAAGUUGAGGAAAUCUCUAAACACUCUUUAGAUUCUGAGGUACUGCCUGAAGAACACACUGAAGUUCCUGUGAAGUCUAAACGAGGAAGAAAAGUGAAUCCAGUGGCUUUAAACAACCAGUCAGUGGUUGAUGAACACACUGCUGAACCACAUCCAGUUGAAUCUCCAAGUAAACCAGAAGCUCCCACAGUCAGGUCUGGACGAGGUGCUAGAAACAAGAGGUUAAAACCACAGGCAGAGGAUGCUCCUAAUGAUCAUGCAAAACAUGUCAUUACAACAGCUGCUCCGACUGAGGAACCAGCAGAAAAACCAGUGGUGCUAAAUGUCAGACGAGGCAGGAUGCCAAAAUGUCCCAAAGCUCAGGUAUUAGAUGACUCUCAAGAAGAAGCGCAAGAUAAAACCAGUAUUGACUCGGAACCCAUUCGCAAGUUGGAGGCACCUACAGUCAGAUCAGCCAGAGGAAAGUGCACAGCUGCGGUCAAGGAUGAAUCAGAGGUUCCAGUUAAAAGAGGGCGUCGUGCAGCUACUGUUGAAGUCCCUCCUCCAGUUGUCAAGUCCAGCCGUAGUAGAAAAGCUGCGGCAAAAUAUGAGCCCGAGGAUGUCACAGCAGAUGCCACAAUAAUGGUGGAACCAGUUAAGGAGCCCGGCAAUGAAACAAAGGUUCUGGUGUCUGUGACUAAUGAAACAUCACUUACCCAGGCAGACCCUGGAGUAGUAGUUAAGGGUGGAAGAGGGAGAAUCGCUAAGAAAGCUAAGGUCUCAACCAAGAAUACCUCAGUCAAUGAAGCUGAAGACACAGCAGUGGAAGAGCUUCAGCUCAAGAAGAAGGAGGAAGCGACAGAUAAAGAGGAUCCCUCAGUUGCAGAGAUAGAAAAAUCAGUCAAAGGACGCAAAGGUAGAGGGGCAAAAAAACAAGAAGAUCUGGAAAUGGAGAAGCCAGCUGCUGAAGAAAACAUCCUACCAGUCAGGAGAGGACGAGCAGCCGCUCCAGUUCUUUCCCAAAACAAGGAAGUGGCCGCUUGUCCUAAAAGGGGGCAGAAAAGAAAAGACAUGGAGACUGUAGCUGAGGAAACCGUGGAUACCGAGUCUUUACCAAAGAGGAAAAGGGGCAAAGGAGCUGGUGCAGAAACUGAAACAGUUACAGCUAUAACAAGCAAAGGAAGGAGGACAGCAGCAAAAAAGGCAGAAGAAACCCCUGAUGUGGAAGCUGAAGAAGCUCCUAAAAAAGGAGAAAAACCUGUAAGAGGCCGGAGAAAAGUAACUCUGGAGGAUGUUCCACCUCAGGCAGAGGAUCCUGUCCUAGAAACAGCCACCAAGCGAGGAACUAGAGGUCAGAAGAAGGCAGAGGCAAACGUCCCUACCGCUCCUGUAAGACGGUCAAGAAGGAAAUGAAGCACUGAUCUUGAGAUGAUGUAAAUAAUCUUCAAGACUGAGGGGUUUUUAUGUACUUGGACCAUUUAAUUAUUGUGGUGUUUUUUUGUAUUAAUUCUUUUUAUUUUUUUACAGAAAGUUAACAUGAUUUUUAAAAUGUUUAAAAAAAAGUGUAAUUGUUUUUAAAAAUCAUUUCAAAUUUUCAAAUUUAUUUUUUUAAGGUUUGGGGCAUUUAAAUGCAUUUGUGUUCUCCGAAUUGCUUCCUCACCCCCUGAGCCUUCUGUCUCUCUCUUCUCUUCUUGUUUUGGGGAAAAGUUCACUUUUAUUUACUUCUCAUCCUUUUUUUUUAUCUGCCUAUUUUUAGCAGUUUGUAGCUUGGAAAAAAAAAAGUCCUGAUAAUAAACAGUAUGAGGAUUGGAAAAAUGA
Molecule: messenger RNA, 6883 nt
Organism: Tachysurus fulvidraco (yellow catfish)
Lineage: Eukaryota; Metazoa; Chordata; Actinopteri; Siluriformes; Bagridae
Gene: mki67
Product: marker of proliferation Ki-67
Exons: 15
Coding region: 179-6478 (2099 amino acids)
Biological process (GO): regulation of mitotic nuclear division; regulation of chromosome segregation
Cellular component (GO): chromosome; nucleus
Molecular function (GO): protein binding
Source: RefSeq, a predicted model, not a curated record